AUCAACAGUACACAAAACAAAACAAAAAAAAUUCAAAAUUUUAUUUUAUUUCCCAAAAAUAUUUCGAAAAAAAAGUUUGAUUUGAUUGCAAUACCAAAAUUAUAAGUGAAAAUAGUAGACUUUUGGCUGACGCAUAUGCGGUAUAAUUAAAAAUUCUUCUGAGACGUUUUAUUGAUAAAAAAAAAAAAAAAAUUAAAGUGAACAAAAUUACAAAAUUUAAAUAUUUUUCAAAAAAUAUUGUGCAAAAUUCCUCUGGUUUCUAAUUCCCGUCUAAUUUCGUUCAGUGAAUAAAAACAGUCAAUCAUGAAACGCGUCACCGCUUUGUUCCGUCCGGCCCUGGGCACCGUCUGCUUCUUGGCGCGGGGUGUACCUGCCGCCCAGCAGAUCUGCCUUCAACGCUGCGCCUGCCAGAACGUCCAGCAAAGGUUUAGGGACCUUAACAAGGAGGCACAGCGGAAAAAUCGCAUAUCUGGAAGCGGCUCAUUGCUAUUCCGGAACAGCCACAUGAGGGACGCCAGCGCCAAUGGCCACAAGAGUCAGCUCCCCAAGCCCAGCGACACUGCCCGAAAGAUUCCGCACACGACGCUGGCGACUGCAAAAGCUGUUCCGAAAGCGCCUGUGAACCGGAUAACGACACCGAAGAUUGAGGACUACUCCCGCUACCGCAAUUCGAUACGUGAGAGCAACAUGUGGCGGGACCCCGCCCAUCCAGAUACCACCUGGCUGAAGCCCCACAGUGCGUCGGCCUACAAGCCGGACUUUGGCAACACCGAGCCGCAUACGUUGAAGCUGAGCUUCAUGCGCAGCCCGGACGAGAAGUCAAAGGAUAUGGCGAAUCGCGACUUGGCCAAGGCCAUGCAGAAUAAGCGCUUCAUCCCCGGUCCGGCCCCAAUAUCGGCCACAGUCAAAGUCGUUCGCCAGGCCAAUCCCUUUGAGAACAAAUUCUCGCGUCGCAGCUUCAUGCGUUCCGCCUUUGAAUUCAUUGACCAAAAAAAGUAGUUUUAAUCGAUCUCAGAAGCCCUAAAGACUAGAACCGCAUCCAAAUUGACUAUGCAAAUAUCAAAUAACCCAAAUAACUCAAAUAAAUCAAUAUUAAUCUUUUA
Molecule: messenger RNA, 1103 nt
Organism: Drosophila guanche
Lineage: Eukaryota; Metazoa; Arthropoda; Insecta; Diptera; Drosophilidae
Exons: 2
Coding region: 304-999 (231 amino acids)
Source: RefSeq, a predicted model, not a curated record